This is a messenger RNA of Manis javanica (Malayan pangolin), 10754 nucleotides long. RefSeq names its product photoreceptor cilium actin regulator (gene PCARE). Gene Ontology annotation, cellular component: photoreceptor inner segment; photoreceptor outer segment. Lineage: Eukaryota; Metazoa; Chordata; Mammalia; Pholidota; Manidae. The record is from RefSeq and is a predicted model, not a curated record. Gene Ontology annotation, biological process: protein localization to photoreceptor outer segment; photoreceptor cell outer segment organization.
UCCAUGAGACUAAGGUCCUUUAGAUUGCCGUGCUGCUCACUAACAGCAGAAGGGUUCAAAACUUAGGACAAGACGACAGGCGACACUACCUGUACGUGGCGGGCCAAGGAAGUAAAGGAAUUGGCUCCAAGUUUAGGACUUCACACCAUGGACUUCAAAGGAUUCUGGCCUGAAAAUUGCCUGGAUGGACAAGUAAGACUGCCUUUUGUUCCCUUUUCAAAUAUGAUUCUUUGAAAAUUGUCAAGGAUGUGGGUAGAGAUGCCCACAAGCUGAAAUCAUGGGGUGUGCACCUUCCCGCAGUGACAUUGUUAACAGCAUUGCUAAGAGUGGCAUCCAAUUUUUUAAAAAGCCCAAAGAAAUUUUGCCAGGACAUCAGGGUGUCAGUGAAAGAUGUUCCAUCCCUUUGCCGGUUCAAAGCUCCACCUGUUAUGACUCUAGGGCGGCCUUAUCCCAGGGAGAGAGGCUGGCAAAGGGGCAGCCAGGUCCCAGGUGGACCAGAACUCCAGCUGAAGGUCUUUGUCAGCUCGCAGGAGAUCCCAAUGCAGGCGAAGGGAAAGAUGUGCGAGGACUGAUCCCAGAAACCCAAACUUCCCCAUCCCAGAGGAACAAAUCACAAGGCCACAUGGCUAAGGACAUUCAAUUCAAGACACGGAGUUCCCACAAGUCACAAGGGACAGCCUUUUCUGGGGAAGAAAGUAAUACCCAAGAGACCUCCAAAUGGGAAAAGAAGCCCAAAGGCCACAGGCUGGGCUGCCAAGCCAUUUGUCUUGCCCGGGAGUCUGAAGGUAAAGUGGACUUCCCCGAGGCCCUGGUGAAGGCCCACCAGCAUGCUUACACCUAUCUGCACACCUGCCUCUCCAAAUAUGAAGCAAUUCUGUGCAUCAUCCACCAGGCCACCCAGACCCAGGAGCACCUGCAGCCCAUGGUCAGCUUCCUGCUGCUGUGCUUUGAUGAGGUCAACCGGCUCUUGGGGGAGAUCUCCAAGGAUGGAGAAAUGCUCCUCCAAGAAGUUAGAGAGGAUCUGACUUGGCCAUUGAGGAAAGCAGGGCCCUGGGAGCAGCCAGAUCUCCUGCAGCAGCUUCUGCAGUACACAGUCAGCAAGCUGCAGGUGCUCUGCGGCACAGUGGCCUCCCUCACCGGCAGCUUCCUGGAGGGCUCCAGCAGGUACCACCUUGCCACUGCAAGCCACCUGGGAAACAAGCUGAGCACAAAGAGGGGCUUGGACGACCGCCUCCUGAGGGCUCUGGGGCAGCUGGAGCACUUGGCAAGUGGCCACAAUGACCCUGGGGUGCAGGGCCCACCCUUAUGCUCUGAGGACAGUGGCAUUGGUGGUGACAGUGAGUCUGUGCAGCUGGCAGACAAGCUGGGCAGGCAAGCCAGCUGGGACUUAGAGCUGGGCCCAGCAGAAUGGAGGCCAGUGAUUUCACCCACAGUGGAAGCCAGGCUGGCAGGACAUACCUGGCAGCAAAGUCCUUUCUGGGUGGAUUCGGACAGCCCCCAGCACUGCCCACUCUCAAGGCCUCCUACAGCAAAGAUUCAGCCAACAGCACAGAGGGGAGCCGGGAGCGCCCGCCCCUCCAGCACAGGCCCAGAAAAUCCUGCUUGCAGGCCUUUGCAGAUAGGCAAAAGCGCUCCCUGUGAUUCCCUUGAGACUGGGAUCUCUGUGGAAACGCAGCUCUCAAAAGGCUCCAGUGUAAUGGACACUCCAUCCCUCAGUGAUGGUGAGGACAGCAGCCCAGAGAAGGAGGAAGACGAAGUCAGCAGCACGAAGCUGUACCCAUGGCAGGAAAAUGCUUCCCAUGCAAGGCCUCGGUCUUCACCUGCUGGCCCCGAAAGCCCAUUUCAGCCCCACCUCAGGAGGUUGAGGAGCUCCCAAGCCCAGGAAAUGUUUCUGAAGAUGAAGGAAGCAAUCAGCAAAAGGAUCAAGUUUGUCCCUGCACCUUCUGGGCAUGAGGACUGGGCAGAGGAGGAGGAGAGGAAAAUUGUGGCCCCACGGAGACCUAGAACAGUCAGUGGCAGCAGGACAGUCCCCAUGAGGCAGAGGAGGUCCCAGUCAGAGGUCUUUCUUAAAAGCCACAUGGAGGACUCUACCCUCCGGGAGCUGCGAAGGGUCCAGACAGACCUCAGCCAGAGGUUGGAAGCAUUCUAUGCCCUGGGCGCACAACAGCAGGGGCAGAGCAAGGAACAGGCUCUGCAGCCCAGAGCAGCAGCUCUGAGGCCCGGCAGCAAAGGCAGGGUCACCCCCAGCAACACCGUCAGCAAGCUGAAGGCAUCCCUCACCAAGAACUUCAGCAUUUUGCCAAGUCAGGACAAGAACAUUCUGCAGAAAUGCAGUCCCUGCCCCAAGGGUGAACAGCCCUGGCAGGAGAAAGCUGAGGGGCUUCCAAAUGCCAUCCCAUCAGGUGAGAAGGCCUGUGAGGCUCCUGGGGCCAAGGACUGGACUGUCAGUGGCUGUCCCACCAGAACGUCAGUCAGGAAACUCAUUGAAACUUUCAGUUCCACUGAGAGUCUGAGGAUGCUGGGAGAUUCCAAGGACUCUGGGCCAAGCCCCCACCUCAGGAAGUGGGGUAUCCCCAGCAUGCCUCCCAGAUUUCCCAUUUACAGGGGACUGGCCCCCUUGUAUACAAAGCCCCAAAUUUCCCCAGCAGCAGGCAGAGAAUCUCUCAAGGUAGACCCAGGCUGGAGGCCCCUGGCUCCUAUUUUUCCACCUCUGCUUCCAGCAGGAGAGCCCAAGAGUGAGGCCCUCAACUGUGAAACAGAGCAGGACCCGGAGCACCUCCCUCCACCACCUCUGGAAAUCCUGAUGGACAAAUCAUUCAUUUCUCUGGAGCCCCCAGAAAGCAGCAAGCCGACACAGAGCUCCCUUGAAGGGACCCACGUGCCAGAGCUGGGAGGGGCUGGCCCUGCCCAGAGACCGUGGGCUUCCCCAAAGCUAAGAGCCUCCUUGAGCCCCACUGACCUGCUGCCCAGCAGGAGCACUGCCACCUCCACCAGGCCCUGUGGCACAGGGUGCGGGAACAGCAAGAACAGCUGCAGUUCUGGAAAGCCGAACCACCCACCAGCAGCCCGCGGAAAGCCAGCAGUGAGGAGCACUGGGACUCAGGGGCAGGCACGGGCAGGCAGGGCCACAGGCCUCCCCAGGCAUCCCCAGAAGGCUAUCUACUGGCCCCACUCCAGCCACACAUCUGGGCAGAGCAGGUCCUCAGAACCCAGCCUGGCUAGAUCAACUCGAGGGCCACCUUCUCCAGAGGCCAAAAGGCAGAGCCAAGAGAGAAGCAGCCUGCUGGUCAGGAAGGCCUCUCCCACAAAGGCACACUGGAUGCUCAGGAAGCUCCCGAGCCCUGUCGAGUCAAGUGUCCCCUCCGUGCACAGCUCCCCCAGCCCACCAGUCAGCCCUCUGGCAAGCCCCCCAACAAUGAAGAAAGGAGCUUUCCCGACACCCCUACCCAGCCUUCCCCUGGUGAGCCCGCCCACUCAUCAUAAGGUCUUUAGCCCCCAGACCCAGACUACAGAAGCCAGUUCCCCAUCCUCUGGCCCCGCUCUAUCCCUGACAGCAUCCCCCACUCAGGGGUGCAAGGAAACAAGAGGUGCUGAAGAUGGUCAGGCAGCCGUGGCCAAAGCAUCUGAGAACACACGUUCUGUAUUCUGCCCGGCCACCCCCUCUCUGUUUGAAGCUAAAUGGCCAUUCUCAACAGCCCACCCAUUCAGUGCACCAUCGCUGCCACCUGAAGCUGGGGGCCCUCAUGGGACCCCCACAGGAUGCUGGAGGAGCAGCUCAGGGCCACGACUGAGGGGAGACUCACGUCGGGGAAUGGCUCUGUGUGCCCUCAACCCUCAGCCCUUUGUCAGAAGAACAGUGUCUGACUGCCGGCCCGGCUUCCGCCUUCCCCUGCCUGUCCCAGGCCUCACCAGCAACACUCGUGAAUCCCAGCGUGGCCAGAGCAGCAGCAGCAGCGAGGAGAGUCUGAAGGACCCAGAGCCGCAGAGCAGCUCCUGGCACUCAGAGCCUAAGGGCAGCAGCAGGGGCGCAUCGCCCCCAGAGCUCUGCGUUCUGGGCCACGGGCUGCAGCGGGAGGCCAGUGCCAGCCACCCCCAGGACCAGCCCCAGCAGAAAGAAGAGGCCUGACAGGCUGGCCAGUGGCGUCACACUGAUGCCAGUGACCCCAGAGGCAAAGGGUGACAGUCAAGCGUCAUGCAGCCCACAGAUGGUGGGCAAGCCACACUGCUACUGAGGUGCCUGGGAAGGCCUGGAAGGUGCCCUGCCCAGGGGGUCUGCUAAACUCUCAACAAUCGCCGUUUUCAGUCCCAGAUCCUGGUUUGCUUUGGGGCUCAAAGGUAAACUCUAACUUUGGGCCUCUCAAUGACACUCUUUCUUUAAUCCUUCAAGUACUGGCCUUAAUAUAGGGAUGAAAUGUAUUUAUCCCAUGCCUGAUGGGGUAGGUAUUUCACCUGGGUCAACUCCAUGAAAUCACUUAAUCAUCACAACGGUGAAGAAAACAGCAUUCUCCUGGUUUUGCAGAUAAGAGAACCGAAGCUCUGCUCCCUGGAUCCCCCUCCCUGCACACACACACGUGUCUUGCCUGAGAUCGCGCAGCAAGGAAGAGAGCAAAAAUGUGAGCAGUUGUGCUUGGCACUAGAAUCCAUUGUUCUCCGUCACAUUUCAUUACCCAUGACUAUUCCAUCCCUCCAUCUGCCUAAAGCAUGCAAAGUUGUUCAAAUGGUUGAGAAGCUUUGUUUUAUUAAGGCUAAAGAGUGGCACAGCAUUCAAGUUCCCAUUACUAGCUUUGUUUAGAAGCUGAUUGCUCUGGAGAUAAGACCGGGGUAGAAUGAAGCCCCACUCCUCUUCUUCCCAAGCUCAGUUCCAAAGCCCUAAACACAAAGCUUCCAGCUGCCUAGCUCAGCUGAGCUGCCUCUCAGGCUAAGUAUGUCUCAGAGGCGUGUCUCAAACGCUCUGCCCUACACAUCCUCAUGCCUCUCACACUGAGUGGGUAUAACCAAGCCUCCCAAACAAGCAGACUAUUCUCCGUGCCCAGCUGGGGCUUGAGCUCAGGAGGACAUGUGGGUGUACACAUACACACACACAUGCCAGUCUCCCCUGAGGCUUCUCAGUCAACUUGAUUCCUAGGUCAUCUGCAGAACUUCUGAUAUUAGAAGUGAAGAAGGGUCAUUCAUGCCACAACUCUGCUUCUGCCAAUGAGCUGGAUAUUGGCUGCAAAUCUUGGAAUGUUUCCACUGGAAGCUGUGAAGUGCUUUCUGAGAAAAUAAUUUGCAGUGAUUGGGUGAUUCAAUGCCUGCUCGGUGGGUUGUUAAAAGAUAAGAAUUCUCACCCAUGUGGUACAGCCAAGGGGCAGUCCUCCAGAUCUGUUGUAAACCUGCUUUUUAAGUUGGGAAAAUUAUAAACUUCAAGUCCUUUCAUGUUGAAAUAGAUCAUGAUUCAAGAACAUGUUAAACUGGGUUCUGAGGCUCAUGGCUACCUCCCCCAGGGAUGGCCACAACUCCAAGUAAGAGAGGGUGUGCAGUUACUAAAGUAGGGAUGACAGGGAUCUCUUUGAAGGCACCCAAGGAACAGUUGAUUAAACUACCAGGAGGGGCCACCACCCACCCCUGCACUGGGAAAUGUCUGCGCACACCAAGCCAUAUGCUCACAAAUGCUGUGCAGCCACACUAACCGGCCCAGCAGGGUUGGGCAGCAGUGGGGCUGUGCUGGGCCUGAGCCCCCUGGGAGCCAUGGGCGGCCCCUGGGAGCUGCCUGGGCCACAGGCAAUGGGAGGAAGGCCAGCUACCUAUGCAGGGCGGGGCUGAGGUAGGCUUGUGAGAAGCCAGGGUUAGGGAACUUGCUUGCUGUGGAGCUGGGCGUCUCCCCUGCUGGUCAGGCCAGCAGUGGGUAAGGAAGGAUGGGCCAGGAUGACAGGGCCCCAGGGUGGGCAUGUGGGAAGCAGGCAGUGUGCAGAGAUGCAGCUCACAGGUAAGAAGCCCCAGGAAGGACUAGUUAGCAGGGGACCCACCUUGCGCUAGGGUUAGGGGCAGGCUUUCUGGAGGUCUGAAGAAACAAAGCAGAACCCCACGGCAGGGAGACUGGUCAGGGACACAGUUGAUGAAAUGGGACACAACAUAGGGACCAUAAAAAGCCUAGUUACUGGAACUACGAUAAAAAGUGGGAGCCAGCUCCACCCUGAGGAGGGGAGGCCAGCCGAGUUCAGCCCAGGGUCUCCUUAGGCCUCAUCUGAGAGGUCUGGGGCUGGUUUGAGGGUUAGAUGGGAACUGAAUGCACUGGCCAGGGCAAUGAAAGCUGGAGGUAGGCAGCUGCGAGCAGGCAGUGUAUUAUGUCACGGAGCAGGUCAGCAUCUGAUAGAAUGCCCUGGAAAAGUAUGGAAUGGACCACUGCCCUCCACGAGCGUGCCCGUCAGGAGGCUCUCUGAGAUAGCAGUUGCCCCUCCCCGAGCUAGGCUGGUGAGCAGCGCCAGUCCCCACUCCUCCCACGCCACGGGCAGCAGGGGAGGGACACAUGCCUGCCAUCACCUGGAGCAGCUCCUCAUCCCUCUGCAUUUACUGAGAACCUUCCAUGCCAGGACAGUGGUAGGCUCCAGCCAUGCGCCCCAUUCACAGUGUAAUGAGAGGCCCCAAGAGCCUCAGGACCAGGCAGCAGAACAAGGAGCAGAUGCAGCCAUCCUGUUGCCAAGGACCCAGAAUCCCAAGUCAGGUGCAAAGGGCCAGAAAACAAUGAAGGUCAAAGGUGAAACUGUGACGAGCUGGCAAUGGAGCAGACGGGUCAAAGACGUUUCUCGGUUACCAUCCCAAUUACCAGACUUAGCCCAGAUUACAUGUAAAUUAGACUUUGCAAAAAGAAAUUAAAUCCACCACAACAGACCACCUAUGUGGGUACCAGCUCAGUGUUACCCCUCCUGGAGUCCAGGCCUUUCCUCAAGCCCAUGUUUCUAACUCUCCCUCGGACAGCACACCGCUGGUGGCCAUGAGGGACAAGGCCCAUUCCACAGCUUCCCAGAUGGGUCACCCUUACCACCCCUGCCCCCAGAACCUCGUGCUUGCUGGGCCCAAUCCCUUCCUGAGCUCAAGGAGAAGAGAGGGCAGGUGUUUUUCUUUGUCUUUUUAAGUCAAUGGACCCAGCCGGUUAAGGACCCCUGAGUCUGUAUUUUUCUUCACGCAGUUAAAACAGGAAGGAAUGUUGGGUAUAAAGACAAAAGGGCAUCCACCACUGAUACAUUUGAGGGGUGCAUAUUAUACCCAUAUUCUUACUGGGCCAACUUCUUUCAAGGGGUGUAUGACCAUCCUCCACACCCCUGGAGACCCCCAGAACCACAGAGAGGGACGUACUCAGCCAACUCUUUAUCCAGCACAUUACGAACAUAGCAAAUAGUUAUGCCAUGGGACAAAAACACAAUUUUCUGGUUCUACCAAAAGGAUUCAUAGAGAAAAAAAGUAAAUAUAUUGUGGUGGAACAGUGAUAGCUUUUUGCAAGUACAAAUACAGUCUCCAAGAUGAAAUGCAACUUCCCUCGGCAGCUUGGAUCAGUGAGGUUGUUUACUGUGAGCACGUCUAUUUCCUUCCUCACAUUAUACACCCAGUUUAGAGCCUGAAAUAAUCCACAUUAACAGAAAAUGCAAGGCAGACACACCAAAGGGACUUUCCUUUCAUUGUGAAGAGUUUUUGUUUGACAAGACUUGCCUCGUAAAACCUACCAUGUGAAUGAAAGGGAUUUUGAGAAAGAUAUUCCUUUUUCUAAACUAAACUAGUGUUUUGCAUGUAGCAGAGGAGCUGACGCAGUGAAUCACAAGUGUCAGCAUGCCUGCCAGUUGAUCAUCUGGUUGUCUGCUCACAGGCUGCCAACACCGUCUCCAUCUUCCAAAGGAGAGCUUUUCAGAGGUAAUGCAUUUUUAAGUAGCCCCACAUCAAAGAUUCUAUUGCACCCCUGUAAAGUCAACGUGCUCAGAUCCUGUAUUAACAGCACGUUAUGCGGCACUGUGGGUUUACUCCCUGUGCCUACCUGAAGUGGACAUGAAGUUCCAUUAAUCUAUCCAGACGUUUUUAUGAAAUGUAAUUAAAGAUGCGUUGCACUCAUACAGGAGCAAACAGUUAAUUCGCUCAGUGCUCUAAUUCAAUUUCAUGGAGGACCCUGGACACCAUUGGCUUGGUUACACUCCUGGACUUAGAAAGUAGCUUCACAGGUUGUCUGUGGGCCCUGCAUCAGGUGAAUGUAGAACUCGACUAAUCUAGUAGCCCGGGUCCUGAAUGCUGCCAUCGCAGGUACCAGGUACCCGGGUAGGAUUGGAUGUGAGGCACCAAUCAUUUUUGGCUGGAAUGGAGAGAUGGCACUCCCUGGACUCAGGUAAUACACCUGGACAAACCUGAGGGGCCCGAACUGGAGGAAGAAGAAUGAAACAAGGAGGAGGAGGAGGCAGAGGAGGAUGUGCAUGUGAUGGUCACUCUAGGGAGUCAAAGUUUAUCCCCCUCCUGUUGGGCGGAAUUAGGACACUGGAGCCUGACCCUUCCAUCACCCCACCACCCGCCCUCUGCUCUGGCUUCUCGGGGACCAUUUCUUCAUCUGUAAUGAUGCCAACUUACUUUUCCUUCCAUCUACAAGACAUGGGCAAACCUGCCUGCCCAUCUUUUUGAGCCAUCUGGGAGAACUGAACUCAUAAUCCCUCCACCAAUUCUGUUUUUAAUGUGCAUCUCUGCCAUUUCUGCACUUUCAGAUUCUGAUUAAAAACAGUCUCCCCCUCCUUCCAGAGCUGCACUGAGAUCAUUAGAUAAGGUUAAAAACAGCUGUCAAAUUCAGCUGGCAUUGACUUCCUUUUUUGAAGAAUUCUGUCUUUCAAAGUGAAAGACUAAAACAUUUUGCUUGCAAUCACAACUACAUAUGUCAAAUAUGCCAAAUGGAAAAAAAACAAAUUAAGCUUCAGAAUCUCACAUUUAUUCCCAUGUUGAGGCGUGGGUGAUCUGUCAGUCAGAUGGUAGAAAUGACUUUAGUGCCUUCUGAACAGCAGGUUGUACUGGGACGAGGCUUGAGUUAAUAAUAAUUAUACCUUUUCUUUGCAUGUAAUACUCUACCUUUUCAAAAUACUAUUAUCUACACGAUUUUAUUAGAUCUUUUUUUUAAAAAAAAACCUUAUGAGAUGAAUGAAGCAUGUUUUCAAUACCUUUUACAAAUGAAUAAAAGAAGGUUCAGAGAUGUCAAAUGUCUUGCUCCAAAGACACAUUGCCAGCCAGUGGCAGCACAGGGCACAGGUCCCCUAGCCCCUGGCCAGCCUUGGUUCCAGUAACUACUGCAAACAGUAUUUAGAUUAUUGUGGUGGAGGGGGAAUGAGGAAGACCUAAGAAAAGAUACCACAACCUAACUGGGAAGAAAUUCUCAGUUUCCUCCAACAUUUAUAAGGAGGAAGUUAUUUUUCAUAUCCAGCCCAAGGCCAGCUGUCAUGUUAGUCAAUCCUCUUAAACUAACUUGCAUGAAAACUCAAAACAGAAUUUCCAAAACAAUUUUAAAAAAUAAUCCCCUCUACACCCGUCAACCACUCCCCAUUGUUCCCAAGCACACACAUUUAAAACUGCCCAUGACAUUAAGAAAAAUAGAAAAGUCUUAACAAGAAAAUCUUUGUUCCUCAUUUCUAUGAACCCUCCAAGUGGGCUUCAAGAUGAAACCCCCUAGCAGGAGCAGAAAACACUUGGGGCGACAGCACCUCCCCUUUAUUACCAGUGCCCCAGAGUGGUAAAAACCAGUGGAUGAGACAGAAAGGAAAUACAGACCCUUGGAAACAAAUUGCCUUCAUGAAAAUUAUUUAUCUAGCUUUUUUUUUUCUCCUUUGCAAGGGGGCAGGAUUGUCUGUGUUUACAAAACCUGGUGACCUUUUAAAGCUAUUGUUUAGUUAAUGGCUUCUGACACCAGCGCAGAGGUCUAGGAUCACUUUCUGGAUGUGAAAAUUUUCAAGGAGAACCCAGGGUGAUGCUAAUAACAGCCGUCAACCCACAGAGAGGUAAUUAUAAAGCUGUGAUUAAAACAAAAGCAAACCUUCAAGUGUUCCAGCCUUCUCCACGGAAACACCAGGCAACGGGAUACAGAGGAGCCCCAACGCCCCCUGAAUAAGCCCCACUAAUGAUAAGGGCCAAAUUGAGCCUCUGAGGGUCCCUGACUGGUAAGAAACCCGGGGCUAAUUAUGCCCCGUUUGCCUGACCAAGGGUCUCCUGGAGCCUCGCUGGGAACAAGCAGCUGUUUCUCCAACUUGCCUGAUCUCAGGAACACUCCAGCUGCUAGAUAAUUUGGAGAUAUCCGGCCCCUCGCUCCAGGAACAAAUGUACAGCUGAGGCUAGGAACUCUGAAUUUUUAACAAGCACUCCAUCCCUGUCUCCUUCCCUCCUCCCCAAGUGAUUGUUUUCAACAAUGUUUCGGAAGCUAACUCCCAGGUGUGGGUCGCCUGGGAACCUAACAACCACUGAGAGCAGUGGACCUGUGGCAGUGGCCCUGGACCUUGAGAGCAUGUAAGAAGGACUGAGGGCUCUGAUUUGGUAGGUUUGGAGUACAAGCCUGGGGUCUGUAUUUACCGAACACCAUGGAUGCUGCUGUUGACCGCAGGCCACAGUCCACACUGGGCCUACACCCUCCCCGUGCCAGCAGCCUGUCAUCACGGUGUGCUUGGAACCUGUGUUUUCCACUAUAAAGCUUUUCUACUCCUCUGCCUGCCCUCAAGUCUCUGCCAAAACACAAGUGAUCAUGGAUGACUCCCUUGCUGUUACAAGCUCUGAAU